Umbelopsis ramanniana AG is the source of this 828-nucleotide messenger RNA. RefSeq lists its product as uncharacterized. Gene Ontology annotation, cellular component: vacuolar proton-transporting V-type ATPase complex. The transcript has 4 exons. The record is from RefSeq and is a predicted model, not a curated record. Bases 198 to 596 code for a protein of 132 amino acids. NCBI's taxonomy places the organism in Eukaryota, Fungi, Mucoromycota, Umbelopsidomycetes, Umbelopsidales, Umbelopsidaceae. Gene Ontology annotation, molecular function: proton-transporting ATPase activity, rotational mechanism. Gene Ontology annotation, biological process: proton transmembrane transport.
AAAAAGCCUCAUAUAUCCUAGAAAACUAUCGCUUCAUUUGCAAGCGUCUCAGCAUAGGCAAGUUGAUAACUUAAUGGUCGUGUGGGCCGACACUUUAUGGCAGAGAGCCUUACAGCUGAAAUUUUUGGGAUUUUCUGGCUGGCUGGUUUUGUCAAACAUGUGAUCUAGGGUGGCUUGAAGGUAAGAGCUGGCGGUUCAUGGUCCGUCAGCGUGUUGAAUCUCCUUCAUCACACAUAAACUCUUCAAUGUCUGCAUCAAGCUCACAAGGAAUCAAUACCCUCCUGGAGGCAGAGCGAGAGGCAGCAAAGAUUGUAGAGAAGGCUAAGCAAUACCGCGUUCAACGCCUGAAGGAUGCUCGUACUGAAGCAACCAAGGAGAUCGAUGAUAUCAAAGCUCAAAAGAAUGCUGAAUACCAACAGUUUAUUUCAGAGCAUGCUGGAGAGUCAGGCGACGCAGGCAAAGUGCACGAGGAAACUGAGCAGAAGCUCCAAGAAAUUGCACAGCAAUACAAGGAGAACAAGCAAAAGGUCAUCGCAAAGAUGAUGGAGAGUCUUGUCACCGUCAAACCCGCCCCUCACGAGAACAGUGUUAUCUAGAGCUGAUCCCUUCAUCAUAUUGAAUUUAAAGCACUCUUUUUCUUGUAUAUGACUCGGGAAAUUUUGCCUUUUUGCUGUUUGGUGCUAUUGUAAUGUUGCUGCCGUGAUAUGUCGUUUUGGCCACCCUUCGGCUAUUGAAAGGGGUGAUUCUGAUAGAUGGCUAAGGUGUACUUGUUUUCAAGACCAAGCGAGAUGGGACGAGUUAUAACCGCAAACAAAGUUACUUUUUAUU